CACCGCAAAGGCCCCGGAUUGGAGCGAGAGAAGCAUUACAUUCUCCCAGUCGGUUUUACGAAAACAGUCUUUCGAGCGACAUGACAAACACAACGCUCGAAGAUUUGGACAGAAACGUAAGUUAUAGAGUGAUGGCAGAUUGAUAAAACAUCAAAUUGCACUCUUGAUUGUAUGCAUAUAAUUGAAAAGUUCCGGGUACAAUGUGGAAACCCCGAUGAAGCGGAAAUCCUGAGCUAAAGUUGUGUUUACGGCGAAGGAGUGGCUCAUACUGUCUCCACAAGGGUGAAGCUGUAGAAGAAUAACUGAAGAGAGAGAGAGAGAUAAGAUGCCUCCUCCCCCGCCACCCCCUGCCCCUCCCCCACCCCCAACCUUCGCUGUGGCAAAUACACAGAAGCCAUCACUCAGCAAGAAUGAAGCACAAGGAAGAAACGCCUUACUGUCUGAUAUCGGAAAAGGUGCUCGCCUGAAGAAGGCCGUGACCAAUGACAGGAGUCAACCCGUCAUUGACAAACCCAAAGGUGGAGGAGGAGGAGGUGGAGGAGGAGGUGGAGGAGGAGGUGGAGGAGGUGGCGGAGGAGGUGGCGGAGGAGGAGGACCAGUACUAGGUCUCUUUGCAGGAGGCAUGCCCAAGCUUCGGUCCUCAGGAGGGAACAGUAACGGAGGCCCUAGGCCCCCCAUGGUACCUCCAGGCGGCCGUUCCUCAGGCCCCAGACCGUUUGGUGGUGGGGGCCCCUCCGCUGGCCCUCCACGGUUCUCAGGGGCCCCAGCCUUUCCCCGGAGCAGCGCCCCCGACGUCCCCAGGGGACGGGCAGGCCCCCCGCGACCAGAGACCCCUGGCGGACCCCCUCCCCCUAUCCCCAACACCCCACGGCCCAACCAGAACUUCCAGAGCCGAGGGACCCCGCCUGUUCCAGGAGGAGCCCGGAUCCCCAGCUCAGCCCCGGCACCUCCACCUCCCAACCUCGCAGGCAGACACCAAGGCUUGCCCCCUCCCCCUGGCCCUAUAGGGGCCCCGUCUGGGCCAAAACCCUCCUUUGGGGCCCCUCCGGUUCCCAGUGGUGGACGUCCCCCUCUACCCCCAGCCCCCCACCCUGGCAGACCCUCAGAGGACCCCUGGCCCCCACCCCCACCCCUGGGGGGCCACCGGUCCUCCAUAUCCAGAGAUGGACCACCGCCACCAUCUUUCAACUCCAAGCCCCCCAGCUCGUCUUCCUCUCGGCCCUCCAUCGGCGGUGGUGGAGCUCCCCCUCUCCCUCCUGGCAGACCGGGCCCUCCACUGCUGCCCCCAACGCCUGCGGGAGGAGACGAACACACCCCCAGACUACCACAGAGGAACAUUUCACUCAACUCGCCGGCGCUGCCACCUGGCCGGUCAGGACCACUGCCACCCCCUCCCAGUGAGAGGCCGCCCCCUCUGGGUAAAAACCCCCCAGGACGGACGGGCCCACUCCCUCCCCCUCCCUCCUCAGGUCCACGUGGAGGCAGUAUAAGGUCAUCCCCAGUCCCUUCACCUCCUAACCGCCCGGGAGCAGAGCCGCCCCGUGGGGGACAACGGCCACCGCUCCCACCAGACCGACCGGGAAUAGGAGGCCCUCCUCCCCCACCUCCUCCCAUGGGCAACGGCUUCCAGAACUCCCAUCACCAACACAUUGAUGAGUGGGAGGCCCGGUUCCAGUUCCACCCUGUCUCAGACCUCCCUGUCCCAGAGCCUUACGUGUCCUGUCAGAAGACAUACCCCAGCAAGUUGUCCAAGACUGACGGCAGAGGUUCAGAUAAAAAGUCCAGGGGUGCCCCCCCACUACCCCCUAUCCCCAGGUGAAGAGCUCGUUUUUGGGAUGUCUCCCUCCCUCCCUCCCCUCCCCUCCCCUCCCCUCCCCUCCUCUCCUCUCCUCUCCUCUCCUUCCCUCUCUCCCUCCUCUCCCUCCUCUCCCUCCUCUCCCUCCUCUCCCUCCUCUCCCUCCCUCCCCUCCCCUCCCCUCCCCUCCUCUCCCUCAGAGGACAUGGAUGUAAGUAUGUCACUCCCACUGCCUCUGUCUGAGGCUUAUAGCACCUCCAUGGAAGGACCAUAUUUACAGUGGGACUCACGCAACCAUGUGUUUCUGCCUGGAGUUGACAGAAUAUUCUCAUUUAACGAACAGCACUCCAAACCAACCAAAGUCACAACAGAGGCUUGUUUUCUAGGCUAUGCAUUUGGUUUUGCUCCACUAUGUAGUGUUGAAACUGUAUACUUUUAUUAUCAUUUUUCACUGUGCCUUUUUUUUCUUCCAAUUCCGGAUUAUUAUGAAGGAUCUUUAUGAGAGUUAAGAGAAACAGUCGUGUCGGAUGCCUGUCUUCGCCAAAGAGCAACCGAACUAUAGCAUAUCAGUUACAAUAUUCUAACCAUCAAAGGGUACUUCUCCAUACAGUUCCUGUGCAGUUCACGGCAUGUUUUACACGGUAGAGACAAAAUGGACGCUUGUGUGUUACAGUAUGCGUUGAUUGAACUUUUAGGUGAAAAUUGAAUGUUUUCUUUAUGCCUUGAAAAGAAAAAAAGAACGUCACUCAUGACAGUUGUUAGUUUAAUUUAGUAUGAUUUGAGUUGUUGGGAAGGACAAUUUGUUUUUAUUUUCUAAAGUUAUCUAUUUGACUAUUUUUGUUGUAUACAGUUACAGUGUUAUCUUCUGCUUCCGUACUACAGCUCUGGGACGUCUCCGCUACUUGACAUUAACAUCAAGCUUGUCUCAGAAACACUUGCAGAGAGACAAUCUAAUAUUUGACCUAUGAAAGUAAAUCAUUAACAUGUAUUAAAAUGUUAGACAUGAUGCUGAAGUUAUGAUAUGAAUGAGCUUUGCUCAUAGAAUUUGCAAGUGUUUAAUGUAUGCAAGGAGGAUGUGAAUAUGGAUCAAAAUAUGCUGUAUGCUGAUGUGAGAGAGAAGUGCCAUGUUUGGCCUCAUUGUUUUCUCUGUUCUGUAAAGACGAUAAUAUGCAUUUCUGAAUAGAGAAUGAGGGGGAAUGGCAGGAGCACGUGUGUUUGACCAAAGACAGUCGGCUGCACUAGGACGUAGUCUCUUCCCACAGAGGCAGUGUCUCAGAUACAACUUGCAUUGGAGACUACUUAGGACCAAACAGACAGAAACAACUUGCAUUGGAGACUACCUAGGACCAAACAGACAGAAACAACUUGCAUUGGAGACUACCUAGGACCAAACAGACAGAUACAACUUGCAUUGGAGACUACCUAGGACCAAACAGACAGAAACAACUUGCAUUGGAGACUACCUAGGACCAAACAGAUAGAUACAACUUGCAUUGGAGACUACCUAGGACCAAACAGAUAGAAACAACUUGCAUUGGAGACUACCUAGGACCAAACAGAUAGAAACAACUUGCAUUGGAGACUACCUAGGACCAAACAGAUAGAAACAACUUGCAUUGGAGACUACCUAGGACCAAACAGACAGAAACAACUUGCAUUGGAGACUACCUAGGACCAAACAGUCAGAAACAAUUUGCAUUGGAGACUACCUAGGACCAAACAGACAGAAACAACUUGCAUUGGAGACUACCUAGGACCAAACAGAUAGAAACAACUUGCAUUGGAGACUACCUAGGACCAAACAGUCAGAAACAACUUGCAUUGGAGACUACCUAGGACCAAACAGAUAGAAACAACUUGCAUUGGAGACUACCUAGGACCAAACAGAUAGAAACAACUUGCAUUGGAGACUACCUAGGACCAAACAGAUAGAAACAACUUGCAUUGGAGACUACCUAGGACCAAACAGAUAGAAACAACUUGCAUUGGAGACUACCUAGGACCAAACAGAUAGAAACAACUUGCAUUGGAGACUACCUAGGACCAAACAGUCAGAAACAACUUGCAUUGGAGACUACCUAGGACCAAACAGAUAGAAACAACUUGCAUUGGAGACUACCUAGGACCAAACAGAUAGAAACAACUUGCAUUGGAGACUACCUAGGACCAAACAGAUAGAAACAACUUGCAUUGGAGACUACCUAGGACCAAACAGAUAGAAACAACUUGCAUUGGAGACUACCUAGGACCAAACAGAUAGAAACAACUUGCAUUGGAGACUACCUAGGACCAAACAGAUAGAAACAACUUGCAUUGGAGACUACCUAGGACCAAACAGAUAGAAACAACUUGCAUUGGAGACUACCUAGGACCAAACAGAUAGAUACAACUUGCAUUGGAGACUACCUAGGACCAAACAGACAGAAACAACUUGCAUUGGAGACUACCUAGGACCAAACAGUCAGAAACAACUUGCAUUGGAGACUACCUAGGACCAAACAGAUAGAUACAACUUGCAUUGGAGACUACCUAGGACCAAACAGACAGAAACAACUUGCAUUGGAGACUACCUAGGACCAAACAGUCAGAAACAACUUGCAUUGGAGACUACCUAGGACCAAACAGACAGAAACAACUUGCAUUGGAGACUACCUAGGACCAAACAGACAGAAACAACUUGCAUUGGAGACUACCUAGGACCAAACAGACAGAAACAACUUGCAUUGGAGACUACCUAGGACCAAACAGACAGAAACAACUUGCAUUGGAGACUACCUAGGACCAAACAGAUAGAUACAACUUGCAUUGGAGACUACCUAGGACCAAACAGACAGAAACAACUUGCAUUGGAGACUACCUAGGACCAAACAGAUAGAAACAACUUGCAUUGGAGACUACCUAGGACCAAACAGAUAGAAACAACUUGCAUUGGAGACUACCUAGGACCAAACAGACAGAUACAUCCAGCAGAAAUGGAACGUUUUAAAAAGAGGACCAUUAAAGUUGUGUGUUAGUUCCUCCUCAGGUGACAGACAUAAUGAAUGACGGUCCUCAUGGGGACAUUUUUCUUUCAGAAUGUAUUCUGUUUCUAGUUCCCUAGUUAUCUCUGUUAACCCAGAAGUCAAAUAUAGCGUAGUUGGGUCAGCUACACGCAGAAACUGCCCACGGGAGAUUAGUUCCCUAUGACAUUUACAAUGGUACUGCAGAGUGCUUUAUGCACUUUGGCUUCAAGGGAACUUAGAUAUGAUUAUUCUUUUUGAUGCAUUCAACUGCUUUUGUUUCUGCCUUUUUGAGUGUAUUUUCUUCCUGAUGCUUUUCAAUGUAAAACAAAGCAAACUAUUUCCAAAUGGAUUUUCUAAAUAAAGUAAAUGAAGUUGA
Oncorhynchus kisutch (coho salmon) is the source of this 5173-nucleotide messenger RNA. RefSeq names its product WAS/WASL-interacting protein family member 1-like. Gene Ontology annotation, cellular component: actin filament. The coding region runs from base 326 to 1819 and encodes 497 amino acids. Gene Ontology annotation, molecular function: actin binding. NCBI's taxonomy places the organism in Eukaryota, Metazoa, Chordata, Actinopteri, Salmoniformes, Salmonidae. Gene Ontology annotation, biological process: actin filament-based movement. The transcript has 8 exons. The record is from RefSeq and is a predicted model, not a curated record.